AAAAAGAUCUAAGUCGAUAAAAAAUUGUGUAUAAUUGUUUUAAAAAUUAUUUUUUAAACAGUUUAAUGAUUUUAAUAAUAUACAAACAAUGUUAAAGUAAUACUGUCACUAUUUUAAAAGCGUGACGAAUUUCAAAUUAAACAUUAUUGAUUUCUUUAUUUACUAUCGCCGACGAUAACAGGUUGAAAGUGCCAGAAUAUUUCAUCUCUUUCCUGUACAUAGAUGCACUCAAAUUUAAUUUUAAUAUUUUGGAGGAGAAAAUUUUCCAUACUUUUGUUAUCAACAAGUCUGAUAAUUAUCACCCUUUGGUUCUGGACAUUUAUUGAUACGCAAACUAAUAGUCGAAUUGGCGGAGCACAUCUGUGGAGUGAUUUUAGUAAUGCCGAGAGCACCUCUAAAGAAACACAUAUGCUACAGAAACUGAUUUCACAAGCAAAUCGCGUCUUAAGAUACCAACAACAAUUGAACGAUAAUUCAGGUGCGAGAAUAAUAGCUGGUGGCAUACCAGCUGUACCAGCUGCAGCACAUAGAAAUUCACCUAACGACUUGCGUAUUGUGCGUUUUGUAAAAGGAACGAGAAAUCCGUCAGAAGGUAAAAUAAAAGAAGUAUCCUCGAAUACACUUUCUUUAGUGGCACGACGGAAGAAAUCGCCCGUAGUUGGAGAGAGCUAUUUAUUUGAGGAGGAACGUUUAAAAAUAUUGGAAAAUCAGCAACGAGUGCGUAACGCUGUCAUGGAAGAUCUAAAUCAAAAUAAUAUGGAUUAUGAACGCACAUUAACUUCUGCUGAGAGGCAAACACAAUAUGAGCAUGAAUUGCAACGUAUGGGUGUGCCAGUGAUUGCAAGUAUAGGUCCUGAAAAUGCACAUCCACCAAAUGAGCGGUUGGUACAUUUAGACCUUAAAGGAGCACCUCCAAAACUUAAUUUUUUGAAGCAUCUUCUGCCGGUAUUAAAAACACUUGGUGCCACUGGUUUGCUAAUCGAAUAUGAAGAUAUGUUUCCGUAUACCGGUGUACUACAAGGAAUUUCGGCUAACAAUGCUUAUAAACCAGAUGAAUUAAGAAAUUUUUUGGAGACAGCAUCAAUGCAUGGAUUAACCAUAAUGCCGCUCGUACAAACAUUUGGUCACAUGGAGUAUGCGCUAAAAUUGCAAGGAUUUGAGCAAAUGCGUGAAAUACCAGAAAGUCCACAAUCGAUUUGUCCUAGCCAAAAAGACUCCAUCGCAUUCAUAGAGAAUAUGUUAACACAAGUGAUAGAGUUUCAUGUACGCAUGGGUGCUAACAAUAGUAAUGAUGCUGCUGCUCCCGAGCUACCAAUCAAAUUUACACACAUACACAUUGGUUGCGAUGAGGUUUACCGUAUGGCUGAGUGUGAUAAAUGUCGUCAACAUUCACGACAUGAACUUUUCCUAACACAUGUUACAACAAUUGCCAAUUUCGUACGUACUCGUUGGCCGCACCUGCGUGUUGUUAUAUGGGACGAUAUGUUGCGGGAUAUGACUCUCACCGAAAUGCAACAUUCGCACAUUGGAAAUUAUGUGGAACCUAUGAUUUGGGUUUACGCUAAUGAUAUUUAUCACUUUAUACAGCCACAGUUAUGGGAUAUGUAUUCCAAAGUAUUCACAAGUGCUUGGGCUGCAUCGGCAUUUAAAGGUGCGUUCGGCGAGAGUCUGAUGAUACCGCCAUUGCAACAGCACUUAGAAAAUAAUAUGAGAUGGCUUGCAGUUAUUGCUAAAGAAGGGGGCAGAUUCUCUAAAGGUUUUAAUGGUUUAGCAUUAACUGGCUGGCAGCGUUAUGACCACUUUGCUACGCUUUGUGAACUGCUUCCAAUAUCUAUGCCUAGUUUAAUUACCUCCUUAUCUACAGUUUCACGAGGUUAUUUUAGCACGAAUCCGAAAGAAAAUGAUUUACUACGAGUUCUAGAAUGUGUUUUUCAUCCGGAUAGCAGACGCUCUGGUCACCCAUGGAUUGAAUUACACCCUAAUUCUCAUCACAGUCAAUUGUUCUCAACUUGCACAUAUCUGGGCAGUCAUGUCUACAAAUUUGCUUUACGUCUUUUCGAAAAACUUGUAGAAGUACAGAAUUAUUUAAGCCAUGUUAAAGACAAAAGCGCCUGGUUGUCGGAUUACAACUUACGACAUAAUUUCAGUUCACCAAUAAGAGUACGCAGUUUAACCACAAAUACGCCGCCAUUAAUAAAUGAGCUCACAGGCAUGGCGAAAGAAGCACAUCAAAUUAUGAUUGAUAUAUUUGAUGAGCAUACAAUUGCAGAGUUUAUAGAACAAAAUAUUUACCCUUUAAUAGUGUCACUACGCAAGCAAUUAGAACAAGCACAAACCCUGCUACAGCGGCACACUUGGCCACAACGUCCUCUACCAUUUUCUCGAGAACUGAUUGAUUUAAGUCUAUUACCAGAUUACACUUUACACAAAAAUGAACACCAUUCAGAGCAUACUAACACUUAAAAAUUUUGUUGUGAUAAAAUGACUCAAAUGUUAACAAAAAACAUGUUAUGCUUUUUGCAAUAAACAAUUACGCCAUUUAU
Molecule: messenger RNA, 2543 nt
Organism: Teleopsis dalmanni
Lineage: Eukaryota; Metazoa; Arthropoda; Insecta; Diptera; Diopsidae
Product: hexosaminidase D
Exons: 8
Coding region: 223-2463 (746 amino acids)
Molecular function (GO): hexosaminidase activity
Source: RefSeq, a predicted model, not a curated record